This is a messenger RNA of Dreissena polymorpha, 1809 nucleotides long. Its product is annotated as semaphorin-5A-like. NCBI's taxonomy places the organism in Eukaryota, Metazoa, Mollusca, Bivalvia, Myida, Dreissenidae. The record is from RefSeq and is a predicted model, not a curated record. The transcript is spliced from 10 exons. Bases 141 to 1757 code for a protein of 538 amino acids.
AGAAACUAUGAUAAGGCAUUGAGGUUAAUGAUAAAUACUGCAGUGUUCAACGUGUCCAUUGCAAACUUAUGUGUUAUUUCGACAGUUAUAGAAAGUUAUUGUUCUAAUAAUAUGGACACGAUCCCAUUGAAACAUUUGUGAUGUUUGCAAAUAAAUACCAUUUUUGCAACGAUUGCCUGAAUAUCCUUGCGGUAGUUUGGGCUAUUUUAGGUCCUAUAAACGCAAGUUAUUCAACAAAGAAUGAGGAAAAUAUUAUCAUCAAGGCAGGUACUCAGCGACGGUUUCUUAUUGACGGCAAAAGUCCAUCAUCGACGCAAUGGUCCUCUUGGGAGCAAGACGCAGCUUGCCAAACCACGUGCGUGCCAGGUUACGAGGAUGCCACGCGCGCCUGCUGUCUCCUUGCUGACAACCAAAGGUGUCUCUCGUUGCCAUGGGAAACCCUACGACCGCGCAUCGGAUCAUGUUCAAUUGAUGGAAAUUGGUCAGAGUGGUCAGAGUGGACGCCCUGUACCGUCACAUGUGGAGGCGGUACGUCACUACGGACUCGACAGUGUAUCUACCCAGUUGAGUUCAUGCACGGCUCCUCGUGCAAUGGGUCUUCCGCAGUGGCAAAAACGUGCGAAAUGCAACAAUGUGCACAUGCAGAAGCUGUCGGAAAUUGGCAGCCAUGGGAACAAUGGAGCUCAUGCGAUGCAACAUGCGGCCUUGCCACUAGAACAAGACAACGGUCUUGUAACGAUAGCGCUUCUUAUAUGGCUCCGUGUCCUGGGCAUGACAUGAUGAACGAGACAUGUGGUUUUACACAUUGUCCGGAAGCUUAUUCUUGGUUGCCGUGGGAACAGUGGAGCUCUUGUAGUAGCACCUGUGGGGAAGCAGCCAGAACUAGGCAACGGUCGUGCAAUGACACCAGUUCGUAUCCAAGUCCGUGCAAUGGCACAAGUUUGUAUCCAAGCCCAUGUAAUGACACCAGUUUGUAUCCAUCACCGUGCACUGGACAGGAUAUAAUGAACGAGACGUGCAAUCUUGCAAAGUGUUCCGAAAAUGCAACGUCGAUGUGUAAAGCGCAAAUAACGACGGGAAAUGUUUGGAUUUUUUGCGACAACUCAGCUUUCCUUGUGACUGACCCGGAAAAAGUUUUUAGAUCCAUAUCAUCAGAAAAGUGCAUCUUCAAAGGCGCUGAACUUCCAGAGUUUAACCGUAUGUCUGAUCAGCAGAUCAAGGACAAGCUAGACGGCUGUCAAUUCACGUCCCAGAUGAUUCCGUCGGAGCUGUAUUUGAUAAAAAACAGUGGUUCAGAGGCAUGUCGAUACAUCCAAAAUUCAAUGGGAAAGAUCAAUGUCGUCAAGGAAACUGACAUGUCGCGUUGUCCUCUUCAGUCGUUCUUGAUAUGCGAAAGAACACAUCACAAAUCUUCAGAAUUCGACCAAUGGUUUGCAACAAAAAAUAGCCGCAACAUACUUCGCAUAACAUCAGCCACAGGCAACUAUUCGCAGUGUCACACGAUAUGUUCGAGCGUCACCGGAAGAAAAAACGCAACGCUUGCUUCCUUGCGUGUGGUUCUCUCUUUCCCUGACACACUGCCACCUCCCGACACCGGGUUUACGUCUCUGUGGGUCGAUCAUUCAGGCGUUGCGAACAGUUCGUGCUCUAUCAUUCAAUAUCAGGGCGACAAUAGGAUGCACGUUCUCGGCAACUCCGAUUGCUCUCAAGCAGGUCAUUGCGUAUGUGAUGCAAAUGCUGCAGUUAACUGUUCAUAAAAUGUUAUGGUCAUGUUACUAUCUCAGUUUUAAUAAAUGGAGUUUCGAGAAA